CCUGCUGAUACCAUGACGGUCACGGUGGUGUAUGAUAACUCAGAGGCAACGGAGCUCUGUGCGGCUCAGCACCUCUACCUCAAGCCCAUAGCAAAGUUGAUGAUCAAUGUACUGCUCCCUGAGAGCACGGAACCCACGAGGCCCUUCUCUAACUGGGAAGUUCUUGACCAGCUGAAGAGCCUGAUUUGUCCUGACCAGUUCACCACAGUGCGGCUCUCCAAGAGCACUAAGGACUUCAUCCGAUUUGAGGGGGAGGCUGAAACUCGAAGUUUGGUUCAGAUCCUGAAGGCCAAGUUACACGGGAAGAUCAUCAAGCUAAGCGGUUUGAAAACAGACUUAAGAGUAGUGGCCACAGAUGCCCAGGGGGAGUGGGAACACUUCCCCAAAGAAAAGGGGGCGCCGUUGGGUGACGGGUCUGAAGAGCAGGACCACGAUAAGAGCCCAGAUUCCAUAUACUUCGAAGGCCUGCCCUGCAAGUGGUUUGCACCUAAAGGUUCCAGCGGGGAGAAGCCGUGUGAAGAGAUCCUUCGGGUGGUCUUUGAAAGUUUUGGGAAGAUCAAGAAUGUGGAUAUUCCGAUGCUCGACCCCUACCGAGAAGUCAUGACUGGUGGGAGCUUUGGGGGGUUCAGCUUCGGCUUGCAGACGUUCGAGGCCUUUAUACAGUACCAGGAGUCAACUGACUUCGUAAAGGCCAUGGAGUCCCUCCGCGGGAUGAAGCUGAUGCUUAAAGGAGAUGAUGGGAAAGCUCUGGCAUGUAACAUUAAGGUUAUGUUUGAUACAACCAAACACUUCAGUGAAGGAGCUAUAAGGAGGAGAAAUCAAGAAAGGCUGAAAUUACAAGAGCUGGAGGAAGAAAGGAAAAAAGAAAAGAAGAGAGAAGAGGAAGAGGCUGAAAGAAAGAGAAAAGAGGAGGAGAGGAAAGCCCAGGAAAAGAGGAGAAAGGCCAGAGUCAGGAGGCGCGCCCUGAAGGAAAGGGACAGACACCGGCAAAGGAGACCGAAGGACAGUGCCAAAGCGGAGGCCCGUCAGGGGCCCAACUCUUCCGAGGACUGGGAGGAGAGGAAGGGCCUGCUGGCCCGGAGGCGGCUGGAGGCCCUCCGCCUGCUGCGGGCACUCCUGAGGAAAAUCGCAGUAAGGCUCUUGCCGCAUUGUUCUUCGCUUUGGGGGUCUAUACAAUUUAACCCACGGGAGGUAGAUGUUGCAGGCUCCAAAGCUAACCGUGCUCCGGGGACCACACUGGGAGCUCUGAAGAAAGAAGAGUUAAACACUCAGUAUCUUCAAAAUCAGGAGGAAAUGCCAAGGUAUCAGGUUUCCAAGUCAGAUAACAAGCGAAAACAAAAAAUGAAGAAAAGAGCUACGGCUCACUUACGUAAAUCUUCCCACCACCUUGGGGAAAAAAAAUUAAGAUAUUCAGCUAGAAAAGAAAGAACUGGAAAAUUAUUAACCAGUGAGUACAAUCACAGUUUGCUCCCUGAUCGGAAUUCUUUGCAAAUUGCAAUGACUGAAGGUCAAUCUCUUGAGAAAGAAGACUGCCAUGGUUCUAAUAAAUCCUGUUCUUCCAGAUUAGUUGAGAGAGACCAUGGCAGGAAACAGAAGAUCUAUGAAACAGAUGAAUUUAUUGACUAUCUUUUAAACUAUUAUCAAACUCCAAAAUAUGCCCGUAUCUGCCUGGAACCAAGCCACAUAACAAGCACAUGUCAGUGGCAGAGGGCCGUCCAUGCGAAAGGAAGUGGAUUUCAAAUCAGUUUGAGAAAACAUAAGAGUCAUUUUACCAGUUUGAGCCAAAUGCAAAACCUAGAUAGGAGAGAACAGGUGCAAGAAGACGAUUCCUGGACAAAGAUUUGUACUCAGGAUCCUGAGCAUAAACCACAAAAGAGGGGAAAAGUGGAUUAUGCCAAAGAAUGUAGAAUGUUUAAGGAGUUUAAACAUCAUUGCAAGGACACAGUAUGUGAAGCUGGUGAUCGGCCAUCCCCAACUUUUGGAAAGAGCCAUCUGUUGGAACAGACUCGUGCUUACCAGGUCCAAGAUUCCAUAUCCACAAGUCAAAGCCAAGUUUCCUCGCCCACCAGGUCAGCAGACUUUGAUUUGGAGUUGACAGAUUUCUUAGAGGAAAUUAGCAGUGAUUCUGAAUGUUUCAGUGAAAUCCUUAGCAUAAACAAAGAGGAGAAAGAGAAAUCUGUGGCCACAUGUGAUAGCUCCCCAGAAGAGGGAUCUCUUGACACUGAUGAAAUCAUCACUUGCGACUCAGAAAUUAGGUCAAGUCAGCAAACCUUGUAUUCAGAGUGGAAACAUGAGGAGGAAAAAUACUCUAAAUACGAGCUUAGGAAACCAGGCAAGAGGUCAAAUUAUGAACUGAGAUGUUCGUGGCUUGAGGGUGAAAACAAUUCUAUUAGAGAUGAGAAGAGCAACAGCAGAAAGAGGGAAAUAUUGGCCCCCAAAUACUUAUUUGAUGAAAGCUACCACCACGAAUCCAGUGCCAGUGAUCAAUUAGACACUGUCACAAGAAAGAGGAGGCGGUUUAGUGAUAGUACAUUUGACCAGAAAGUGAACUAUAGGCCCUUUCAUGUGCCAAUAACAUCAUCAAAAAGUGCUAAUGCUUCCUCUUUGGGGGAUUUUCCCAAAAGAAGAGAGGCUCCACGGAAGUCAGAAUAUAACCAGGAUGCAAGGAGGUUUAAAAGAUAUGAGAGUUCUGAAGAUUUCAUGCUGAAUUCUGAUAAUUACUAUAUCAGACGUAACGGUCAGGAGCACAUUGACUACGGAAGCUAUUUAGGAAACAACCACACUAGUUCUUUAUAUUUUCAAAUGUUUGGAAGGUCUCUUCGAUCAGGAAACUCUUACUCACAAUAAAAAUGUGCAAGAAGAAAAUUUCAGACCAAAUGUAGCUAUGUAGUUAGCAACUACAGAGCAAGAGAGCAACACCUAGGAGCACGAACAAGGUCAGAUGCAAAACCUUGUUUCUCUUGCCAAAGUAUAAAGCAUAGAUCUAAGUGUGUGUGUGUGUGUUGCAGGUGUGUUGGCAAACUUUAGAAACACAAAACAUCCAGAUUCUGAAGGUUGGUAAAACAAUGUGCUUGCAAAACCUCCUUAUCCAAGGACAGGCAUUUCUACAGUUCGAUUGCAACUUUAAUUUGGUGCCAUCAAAGGAGCAAAUUAACGUCGAGAGGAGUUAAGAUAGCCCUCUAUGGCUCUUCCGCUGUCAUAACGUUAUCAUUUAGCAUCAUUUAUCUUCAGAGGGAAUGGCAGUGAAUGAAUAAUGAUCUUUUUACUUGAUCUUUAAUUUGGUCAGAACACCAUGUGCAGCAACAAACUUUCUUGACUUUUAUCUAGAAAUACCUAUAGAUAAAGGAGGAGAGAUGACACCUAGAACAUCUAAUAGACUGCUUCAUGACAUUAGACAGUUCCAUGAGCAUCCACUGGAAAGAAAUUAAUCUUAUCAAUAUGUUCAUAGGACUCAAAGAGUUGUCCUUUUAGAAACAAAGCCUUGGAAGAAGAAUCUAGAAGGGGCUCAGAUUGUCCUUUGAGGUUUACACAGAUAGUGGACCAUUAGCAGAGUUGUUUUUUUGGAAGAACCCCAUGUCAUUCCAUCCUAGAAAAGCAACAGGAUUGAAGCGACAUAACGUGGGAUUUGCCAAAGGAAAUAUUGAACGAUCCUGGGGCACCAGUAAUGGCACUUGGGAAGAGAGGACGUGACAGUAUUCCAUUUCAGGUUAUGUAAUCCUUUCACUCAGGGUUGGGUGACAUCAGUUUGUAAAAAGCCACUGAAUAUCCCCAAACUGACUUUUAUAAAACAGUAACAAGUGCCUCCUCAAUCCUCAAUAAUGCCAUGGAGUUAGGAAGAGUCAUGGGUAAAGCCCAUAGUUUUCUAGCGGGGGAACAAUUGUAUGUGUGCCGGAUUUGUAAACUCUUAACAUAAGCAAUUUAUCUUUUUACCUACUGGUUUUGGACUCGUUGAAUAUGUUUUUAAAUUGAGAUAUUUUAUAGAUUCGUAAAGACAUACACCUUAAUGCAGUGCAUGACCUCAGGGGGCAGUAGAUGACUGUUUUUCUUCCAACGAAGCUAUAGCUGACAUGGCAGUUGAAGACCUCAAUGAGAUUAGAUUGCCUGCAGUGGGGAAAAGGUGAUUUUAAUCCACUGAAGUAGUGGAAGGCACCAUUUUCAUAUGACAUGAUUCAUUUCAAACAGUCCUAACUUGAUAGUCCGUAGAAAAGUACCAGCUGGUAAAGCCAAGGUAGGAUGCCAGUCAUU
Messenger RNA from Kogia breviceps (pygmy sperm whale), 4245 nucleotides. NCBI's taxonomy places the organism in Eukaryota, Metazoa, Chordata, Mammalia, Artiodactyla, Physeteridae. The record is from RefSeq and is a predicted model, not a curated record.